Molecule: messenger RNA, 334 nt
Organism: Anneissia japonica
Lineage: Eukaryota; Metazoa; Echinodermata; Crinoidea; Comatulida; Comatulidae
Product: acylglycerol kinase, mitochondrial-like
Exons: 4
Coding region: 88-324 (78 amino acids)
Molecular function (GO): kinase activity
Source: RefSeq, a predicted model, not a curated record
AACUGGCCAAUAGGAUUCAUCCCUAUCGGUUUCACGAAUACAUUAGCAAAGUUUCUGUACUUAGAUUCAGAAUCUGAAGUCAGGUGGAUGUGUAAUGCAGCAAUGGCAAUAAUUAAAGGCAUGACCACACCAGUGGAUGUGAUGUCCAUACAGGAUUCUGAAGGAAGGUCGGUGUAUGGAUUGUCCAAGUUGGAAUGGGGCGAAUACAGAAAUGUACGAGAUAGAAUUCCCAAGUAUUGGUACUUAGGACCACUAAAGUCCAAAUUUGCAUAUGUUUUUGCAACUGUUCAGGUAAGAAAGCUAUUCUUUGAUACUCAAUUUUAAUGUAAUCAUU